This is a messenger RNA of Porites lobata, 1600 nucleotides long. The record is from the annotation of a GenBank genome assembly. NCBI's taxonomy places the organism in Eukaryota, Metazoa, Cnidaria, Anthozoa, Scleractinia, Poritidae.
GUGGCUGGUGGUAUUGGUAUUUACAUCUCAUCCUCCCCAAAUACAAUUGAUAGGUCAGAUUUAAGCUUUAGAUCUGUUGAGGCAGAAUCCUGCUGGAUUGAAAUCUUACAGGAACACAAACCUAGCAUAAUUGUGGGAUGUAUAUACAGGCACCCCUCGUCUAAUCUUGAUAAUUUUAUAUUUCAACUAGAAAACCUCGUCAGUCCCUUAAACCAAUCCAAGCAUCAGGUCUUUAUCCUAGGGGACAUGAAUAUUGACUUUCUAAGAGUAGGUACACAUUCCAAAACUGAAGACUACCUUGAUAUGCUAACAGUAGUAACCUCCUCCCAGUCAUAACAAAACCUACUAGGAUCACAAGCCAUACCGCAACUCUUAUUGAUCAUAUUUACACAAAUGCCUCUACUGACCAAAUCAUACCUGGUAUUGUAACCACGGACAUAUCAGACCACCUGCCCACUUUCUGUUUCAUUAGAAGACAGAUAACAAGGCUAAAACCAAAGAGAUUCUUCAGGGACUAUUCAAAUUUUGACUCUAAGACCUAUCUGAUUGACAUAAAGUCAGUUGACAUCCACACUAAAGCCAGCAGCUUUGUCUAAAAACUUAAAGGCACAGCCAAUAAACAUGCGCCAAUUAAACGCAUACCCCGCAGCCGUCUAAAGCAAAAGGUUCACAAACAAUGGAUAGCAGAUACCUUAUUAAAUUCUAUAAGAAACAAGCAGAAAAUGUAUCGCACGCACUUUCUUUUCUAAAGAUCUAGACAAGGUAGGUUACUAUAAAAAAUACUCAAAUACUCUGAAUAAGCUGAAAUGGACAUGUAAGUCAUCCUACUAUAAGCAGCAAUUUGAACUAAAUAAGAACAACCUAAAAAAUAUAUGGAAAUUAAUUGGCACCAUUAUAAACAGGAAACCUAAAGGGCACACUGUACCAGCAAAGUUACACUACAAUGGAAAAACCUACACCGACAAACAUGACAUUGUCAAUCAGUUCAAUGUGUACUUUAUAAAUAUUGGUCCAAAUUUGGCAUCUGCAAUUAACUCAAGUAUAAAACCUGAUGCAUUCCUCCCAGCAACUCAUAGUUCUAGUUUUUUUCUUUCCCCGGUGGAUUCAGCGCAAGUUGAGCUUAGCCUAGCACUAUCUGGCCUCGAUAGGCACAAAGCCACUACAGAUAUCCCUAACUAUCUAAUCAAGAUUGCCAGCAAUCUGCUUUCAACUCCCCUCACAAGCUUAUUUAAUGAAUCAAUUGAAUCAGGUAUUGUCCCGGAUAUUUUCAAGAUCUCAAAGGUUACCCCAGUCUUUAAGACUGGUGCAGUGACAGACCCUGGCUAUUACCGUCCCAUUGCUGUACUCUCUCCGUUUUCUUAAAUCCUUGAAAGACUGCAAUCAGCUAAGUCAUUUCCUAGAAAAGGAAAACAUUCUUUUUAAACACCAAUUAAUUUUGGCUUCAGCAAAAAUUAUUCCACUGAGCAAGGACCUUGAAAAAACUAUAAAUGAGGAAUUCAACCAUCUUCUUAGUUACUGCUCAGCUAAUAAACUUUCUGUAAACGUUAAGAAAACCCACUAUAUGACAGUCUCCUCCCCCCAAAAAGCAAAUAAACUUAAG